CGCGCGGUGAUGCGGCCGCGCCGGCAGCUCGCCUCACUCAACUCACUCCGCGCCUUCGGUUCCCGGCACGCGAAAAAGAUGGCUGCUAUCCGCAAGAAGCUGGUGAUCGUGGGCGACGGCGCGUGCGGAAAGACGUGUCUGCUCAUCGUGUUCAGCAAGGACCAGUUCCCCGAGGUGUAUGUGCCCACCGUGUUCGAGAAUUACGUGGCCGACAUCGAAGUGGACGGCAAGCAGGUGGAGCUGGCGCUAUGGGACACGGCCGGGCAGGAGGACUACGACCGCUUGCGGCCCCUCAGCUACCCGGACACCGAUGUCAUCCUCAUGUGCUUCAGCAUCGACAGCCCCGACAGCCUUGAAAACAUUCCCGAGAAGUGGACGCCGGAGGUGAAGCACUUCUGCCCCAACGUGCCCAUCAUCCUGGUCGGCAACAAGAAGGAUCUGCGCAACGAUGAGAGCACGCGCAGGGAACUGGCCAAGACGAAGCAGGUGCCCGUGACGACGGAGGAAGGGCGCGACAUGGCCAAUCGCAUCAACGGCUUCGGCUACAUGGAGUGCUCCGCCAAGACGAAGGACGGUGUGCGCGAGGUGUUUGAGAUGGCCACGCGCGCCGCCCUGCAGGUGCGCAAGCGCAGGAAACGGCAGGCGUGCUCCCUGCUGUAAGGUGGAGAGGGCAGGUCUCUACCCGUGCCCCGCGCCCCCACUUCUACCAAGGUCUACGGCGACCACCACCACAUUCUCUUAUUAUUUUAUUUUUUCCAUUCUACGUGACUUUACCGAAAGAACCAAGAAGAUGAAUCCCUGCAGUCACGAAAGCUUUAAAUCGAAAUUUACACAACCACAUUGCCGAAGCCUCAUUUGUGCAUAAGCUCUGAAGCUGGGCUGCAAAAGUUCACUCUUAUUGAAAGUUGUUAAAAGAGUAGCUUUUUUAUUUAAAGGAUGUGGAAAAAAUUGUGGUUUGUUGCUAGAUGACGGGACACUCGUUCGCAUUCGGUAGUGGAACGAUGCGUCACGUCCGCCUAACACUCGGCCAGUAUAUCUCUCUUCGGCCAUCAUCUCCUCUUAAAGCGUGGCCUGGGGCAACAGCCCUUCAAUAGAACUGCACUCCGGAGCGCCCUGCGCAUUGAUCGGCAUGCACCCCUGAUCGCGGAAAUCUAUUGCACACAACUGGUUGCGUUUGUUUAGAACGCAUUUUUUUUUAUAUACGUGUCGAACCGGAUUAUUUUUACCUGCGGAAAAUUUUGCUGCAAAUUUUCAAAGCGCACCAUUUUUAAAUUGGAAACCAAAUAUCUCCAUUCAAAUGAGCUUCGGGCCAUUCACAUUGAGGUGGCCCCAAAACCCAUCGGCCAUAAAUUCACAUUUCGAUGCCGGGAAGGGCCAAUAACUCCAUGGGCUGACCACUGUUGACUUUGCAUUAAAUAGUACUCAUUGGGAUAUCACCAACAGAUAAAUGAAGCAUGUGAAACUGUUCUUGUGCUUCGAGGAUGAAUAUACGAUUCAAUGUAGAGUACUGAAUAUGGCUGCUGUAGCACCAAGGGGGAUGAUGUUGUACCCAAACACCACUGUAAUCCACGUGUUUUACCCAAUAUAAUUCUCAUUGAGACCGCACAAAUUAACAGCACUUAGAUCGUUGGUGUAAACCUGACUCAUGCCAAAUCCAGUUCCUGCCACUAACCACAUGACCGAGAAUAGAACCCGAGCCACCGCAGUUGCGACGUAAGAUUCUGCAACUGCUUAACCACUGCUCCUUAACUCGGUCAUUACCCCGUGCGUAGGUUACGAAGGUAGCACCUGCGGUAUCCGCCACAAGAGUCAGCGCGACUUCAUUUCCACCCCACUGCACGUUUGUUGCGGCAGGCAGCUUGAGCUCGCCUUUUUGACGUUAUUAUGAAAUAUGCUGGGAGCGCGUAAUCUCUUUGAAUCUGUAACGGCACCGUGCUAUCGGCGUCAAAUGUCGCGCCAGAAGGGAUGGCAUCACAGUUGAGUUUCGUUCUUCGUUUUCAUGUUUAUUUAUUUUUUUGCGCGGCGCAUUUGUAGAGCUGCCCCGAAUAAGCCGUUUGGCAGAGAAACACCGGUGCCUACAACGUAUAUCGGAGGGUGCUUUAAUUGUAAGAUGUGUAGAUUACGGCUUUAAGUCGAUAAGGAAAGAGCUUUUAUGAACAGCAUUUGCAUUGCAUGAUUACAGUCAUCUGGAAGCACGUGUCCACAUUGAAGAUGUUGUUUUUUUUCUUUACAGUGCGCCAAACAUCUCAAUACCUUUGCUGUAGGUGGUACCGGUAUUUCUUAUUUUUAUUCGACGCAAUCUUAAUGGAGGGGGCCGUUUUGAAAUGACUCCACACAAAACUGAAAGCCGUUCACUCUUUGGACCGGGCCAGCUUCAAUUUACCAAGUCGUUGAGCAUUUUAAAUUAAUGGAAGAUGGACAUUGUAUUUAUAAAAUAUUGAACAGACAGUAUAGACUUUCUACACUGUUCUGCAAUUGAUGGGUUCCCAUGAAAUACAGGCCUUUCCUAUACAGGUUGCGAAAACAUCUGAGGUAUCUGAAGCUAGAUCUGGGAAUAGGUUUACGUUCGGGGGAAAACACUUCCCGCCAGCAUUUCAAUCAAUCUGCUUUAUCCGCUGCCGUGCAUUUCACACUGAAACUGGCAGGAAGCGCUGCAAAGGGGGAAAAACUAAAUGCACGUACUAAUUAAAUAUAUAAACACAGCUUCAAGUAUUUUUGCUAACAUAAGUGGUACCAAUUUUUGCUGUGGCCCAUAGACUACAAGACAAGAGGCAUGUGCGUACAGCCUAAUGCCUUGCAUAUAUCCAUUAUAUCUGCUGCUUCCUGGGUCAGUCCACACUUGUUACCGGCUUACGUGUGGAGAGGAUUACUGCUGCCUGCUCUGUGCAUGUUGAACUUCUUUUGCACCCUACGUAGCCAACCGUGCUCAUCGGAGGCGCCCUAAAGAAACUGCCGCACAUCGUCCUUUCAAAUAUCACUGGUGUCUCAAACCUAAAACCUGAUCCGAAUGGUGAGUGCACAUUAUGUGACCUACGUAAAAGUGCUACUGCAUACGAACGCGAUUUAGACCCCGUGACGUGCCUGCCUAGGUUUCGCGUCUCUGUCGCGUCUUUGGGGCCCAAGGCUUUACACAUCUCUUAGUUAUUAACAAGAUUGUUUCGUGACUGUAGAAACGAAUCGAUAGGUUUAUUAGCGAUUGCAUUAAAGUUGGUCCUACACUUCCGUUGUGUAAAGAUGCAAAAAAAAUCGUCUAACAAUGGUCGUUUUCACAUCGAUUCCCACGUCAAGAGCGGAGUUACGUUUCGGCCCCAAAAUCUUCCACUCGUGAACAACUUUUUCUAACUCGAGAAAAUAAAGUAAGAAAACAUCAAAUGUAACUCCGCAGAUGAAGAACCACGUUGCGCGUUUGCAGGUGCCUUGUCCUCAGCGUCUGUACUGGACGUCUGUAAAUUAAAAUUGCUCGCGAUAGCGAAUUCUCGAAGAAAGAACACUCGUUAAGCGAGACAUUUAUUGAAAUAACCACAUUAAUAAAAGGCUGCUUAUGUGACAUUUUCACAAAUGUGCAGGGACCCCUCUACUUAUGAACAUUCGACUUGCGAACUUUGAGAGAAACAAACAAACAAUUGAGAGUCGUAACUUCAACCGCCACGCAAAAGAUGGUGGUGGCAUCUACAUCUGCGGAACAUGAAGAGCCAUUGGCAUCUACAGGAGAUUAUACAACUUUUAAAGCAAUUACCCGUGUUUAGUGCACAUGCCGUACAACGUGCUUGAAAUCGACAGGAGUAAAGUUGGACUUAGGAACAAAUCGACUUACGAACAGACCUGAAACCUCACUCGUUCAUUAGUAGAGUCUCUGUAUUGGAAGACUAUCACAUACAUGGCCUGAGAAGAUAACAUGCAACGAACAAUUGUGUUUUUACUUGUGGAGAUGAAUUAUUUGAUCUCAACAUCUACACUAACAAUAGAACAAGGUGCUCUUUGGCGAUAACUAUUUGAGAUGGAGGAAACAACGUUACGUGUAUCACUAUUUAAUUAUCCCGACAUUUAUUGAUAUGCAAGAAAUAGAACACAUUUAUGCAUCGAAUAGCAUUGUGGGGAUUGUGGUCCGAUUUUCGAUAGUUAGCGAUGCAUUCUUCGGCCGACGACGAUUUUUCUAAGGCAACGGAUUUAAUUCGAGGCACGUUCAAAAAGUCACAGGCACAACGGGAGGGCGAAACAAGCAUUUGGUGGAUGCAUAAAUAAAACAACAAAAAACUCAACACGUUCAUCAAUAACACCGCAGCCUUGAAAGGAAAAAAAUAUUUACUUGCUGACAUUUCAGACAGUGCAAUUUCUUCAUCGUAAAAAAAUAUUUCCACGACUUGUAAGUUAAUAAUUGAGAGUAACGUGCGUGUAUUCCUUCGGUGCCUUAGUCCAUCAUUGACUACAUUUCUGUAAUUAUUAUUACAUCAAGAAAACAUUUAAAAUACAUCGCGGUCAGUUUUACAUGCACGAUAGGCUUUGCUAAUGCAUUAAUGGGUCAUGAGAGAGCUUUUCUCAAUUUAGUUUUGUGCUGGGGAGGGCAGGGGGAGGAGGCUGUUUUAAUGAGGAACAUUUUACAAUGACCUCCACGAAUGCACAGCAAUCGAAUCCCAUCAAAGUUCCGUUGUAGUGCAAACGUAAUAUUACAGGAAUAAAGGGCAUUGCUGAACAAUUUUAUUUAUGCAUGUCGUACGUGUCAGCCACUUAUCAGUCUUCAUUUGAAGGUUUCGUGACUGCAGGAAUCCAUACUCUCUGUUUCUUUCGGUAAAGUCACGUAGGUAGAAAUAAAAUAAAAUCAAUCACGACGUUUCGAACGCAACACAAGCGCCCGUCUACAUGUGAGAAUCGCGACAUCUGCGAUGUCUGCUGCGAACAGCACGAUGUCUGCUCACUUAUCAGAGCCCUACCUUAUUACAGACCAAUUAAGACCUUAUUGGUCACCCCGUACCCCUUUAUACAUCUCAACGUUCAUCCUACAAAGUCCCUUCAUCACAAGGGAGAAACGCAGACAAUUAAAACAAAAUUUUGCCCGUAUUGAAACGGCUGUAUGCCGUAUGGACUUGAAAACUCAAUUUCCCUGCACAAGCAUACGGGGUGAACCGUCUGGGUUGACAGCUGUGGCAUGUUGAGGUAUGGACCAGGAGGGUGUCGGCAACUCGGGACACCAUGCGGCUCUUUAAAGGACCGCUUCAUGAAGUUGGUCACGAUGCAUUAACGGCUCUUAAAAUUUGAGGGAUUAUUUUUUUACUCAAUUCUUGGCUAUUUUCGCUACCGACCCCUGGUUGGUAGUGAAAAUAAUCGGGAUCAAUUUUUGUCUUUGUGUUGUUGAUAGCGAGCGGCUAUGAACAAUUUGCUUUUAAGAGUUGUGGCAUUUACACAAAGCAUUGUGUAAGCUACUGCAUAGUAUUAAUAAUGAAUGAGAUAUUUGAGUCAUGGUGACAUUUAAAUGUAGAUUUUUUUUUUACAUUCGGUUGCUUGGCAUUUGACACGAUCUCCAUUUUAUUUGACCCCAAAAAAAACGUUUUUACUUUGGACACCUGAUGGCAUUUGUUAUUGAUGAACGAGUUACCCUCCACUUUCCGCUGUUGGCUUGCUGCGGAAAAACAAGGGUGAACCGGACAUUAUAUUUAAACUCCCGUUUUGUACUAUAAUAAAAGUGCAAAACAUUCGUUUUAGUGCACACGGGCUUGUGACUUUUUGAACGUGUCCACAUUAACCCAAAUGUAAAUAGACAUUGUAGCAACAAAAGUAUAUAUUUUGAUGCGCGUGUAGAAAUAGGCAAACUGUGGCUUUGUCAGGCCUAUUAAUAUUUUCACUUUCAUAGAUGCCUUGCAGUUGUAACAUACGGAAACUGUUCUGGUUAACCAACAUCCAUGACCAAACCUCCAGCAAUAUAAUACAAUUGUACAAAUAAUUUGACGACGAUGAUGCUGCUGCUGCUGCGUUGGCAGUAGUGCGCAAAUAACAAUACGCUCAAACGCAAUUUGUUGGCAGCACUGUGGCCUUAAAAAGAUUAAGUGUUUAUAUACACAACGUUUCAGGCAAUGGCCCUUCUUUGUAGAAUGUGGUCAGAGGCAGACAGAGGGCCAGAAAGGUGAGUGAAACAUGUAUCGUGCAUGAGGUUAAAGGGGCAUUUCUUUUUACUCAUUUAAAGUAUAGUGAAAUAUUCCUAAAUAAAAAAAAUACACUUGUUGAUAGUUAAGUCUAUAAGCUUGCUUGUGCGUGCGUUAAGUCUAUUUGACAAAUAAGAUUAUCGAAAAAAAAAUUGGGUUAGAUCGCGUAAAUAUAAAUGCGUCCUUAAACCUGCCACCACCCAACACAGCAAAUUACUAAGAUUUAUCACGAAGCGAAACAUGCCAAUUCGCUACUAGUUCAGCACACCGGUGUGUUGGAGAGUGGUGGUAGCGUCACAUUCACCGUUGAUACAAUUCUUAGCGGUCUUACAUUCCAUAAUGUAAAAUAUAUAUUUUGCAUGUGCUAUGAAGAAGAGCCAUUGCUCAAAGCAUCACCUAUUAUAGACAUUUCCCGUCCAGGUCACAGUGUUUUUGACGAAUGUGUUUUUAGCAGUGGCGGCUCCUGCAAAAUCUCUCAGGGGGGGCAAAUGUCUGGAUGAUUGAUAAGGAUAAGGUCCACCCAUGCAAUGAAUAAAUUAACAGCUUAAGCAUGUAAAGGCAACUUCACUUCUUUAAUAUUAAUGAAAAAUAAAGUGACUCUUACAAUACAUCUUGUUUGUUUAUAUACUCACUAUUAAAACACUCAAGUUUAUUUUAUUAAAGAUUCCACUAGGUAGCGAUAAAUUAUAUUGUUGGAUGAAACGUGCUUACUUAUGAUGACGUAAGCACGUAUGAUGACGUAAGCACGUUAGGGCGAGCCCUCCCGGAAGCCAUAGAGAAUGCAUGGGAGCGCCCCCGUUCGAAAAAAAACAUCUUUGAAUGUAAGUCUAUGGGACCACUCGGGGCGAUUCUCAGCUGGAGGGAAAUCGCCCCAAAAGAGGCGGUACUCCACAGAACGUAGCAUGACGCUGAUUGGACUAUAUCCAGAGGCUGACAGUGACGGCUAGCGUGACUGUGGUUGAAUGACAUUGGUGGUGCGUCGCCCAAUCGCCCUAACGAAGAAACCGCCCCUGGUUUUUAGUUUCUUCCCCAUAGCGUCGUGUAGAUACGUGCCAACAGCAGCGGCAAAGUAACGCACUGCAAGAAACGCCAAACACACGUGGGGAACGUUUGCGAUUCAGAUCGCAAAUCUGCGCGAAUCACAUUGGAGCAUACCGUCAACAUGAAAUUAAAAAUAUAUUUGAUUGAUGUCUACACACUUUUUCUUUGGCGAAUGAACAUAUGUCCUGCUAAGUGGAAUUCAUCACAAAGUGACCAUCACCACUGCAUUGUCUGGCGCUCCCAAAGGGGAUUGUAGUGUUCUGGUUGUAAUUAAGCAAGUACACACACCCGUUGACAUGUUCCUAAAAACGAUUUUACUUCAUUAUUGAUGGGAGAGUGACAAAGGUGGAUUUGGUUUCCCGUGUGGAAAGUGGACGACAGCUGAUAAGGUGAUUGGUAAGAUGUUUUAUUUUUGUUACACCCACAGGAUGCUUCUACCUUACAAAACACGCCGCAUUCUGCCAAAUUCUUAGGCCCGGACGCCUGUUACGCAUCACGCGAGCUGCAGAGUGGGGAUAAAGACACAACCGGCCUGAUCAUUCCCAGAUCGUACACCGGCGGGUUGGGGCAUGUGGUUUGCAUUGUGGUGCAUGUACAGCUCUCUCGUCAUCUCAAUCCACUGCUGGAUGAUGGCCUUCCCACGCAGUGCCGGUUAUUUUAUUAUCGUUCGCCGCUGGCUUUGGUCAAAGGGUGAAGGGUAUCACGUGGUACGGCACCUCUGCCAACAACUUAACCCCGCAGUAGCCUCAAGCACGGUGGCGGUCUCCCAUCCCAAGCGCUCUGCAGGCUCAGAAUCCUUUAGGAUUUCACAUAUUGCAACUAUCUUGAGGUUUUGGGCAAGCCAACAGGAGCAAGUGUCCCCAUUGCAAAGCGGAAUUCCGCGGAAGUUCUCAAGUGUUUGCACACGUGACACUCUUUACAGGUGCACGCAUAUAAGAACAUGUGGCAAAGUAAUUUAGGGCAUUCAUACUUAGUUUUUUCGGUAAAGUCACGUAGGUAAAAAAUGAAAUUAAAAUUAAUAAAAGUAAUAAUAGAAAUAAAAUAAUACAAAAUAAAAAAUCACGACGUUUCGGAGGCAACACAAGUCUCCGUCAUCAGGUGGGACCGUCACAGCCAGAUUUGCUGUAUCAAGUGAGGCAGGGAUUCCAAUGUGCAAGUUCUUAAAUACAAGUUAAGGGGGAGGAGGGGGGGGGAGCUUAUCAGAAUGUGGUAGCCAAUGAAUGGAACGUAUUAUUUCUAUUAUUUUACUAAUUUCAAAUUCAUUUUUUACCUACGUGACUUUACCGAAACAACUAAGAGUACAAGUUAGGGCAGUCCACUUUUUUGAGGAGGGGUGCUUUCCAUGCCGAGUAGUUGGCCAAGCUCCCAAUGGAAUCAAUCUUAAUUUUGGAGCUUUCGUGACUGCAGGAAUUAUUCUUUGGUUCUUUCGGUAAAGUCACGUAUAAAGAUAAAAUAAUAAAUUAAAUAAAAGCAUACUACGACGUUUCGAUUGCAACACAAGCAAUCAUCAGGUAUAAAAGAAAUAGCAACAAAAAUCUAACCAGAAAACUAUAGACAGACAUAUAAGCAGACAGACAUCAUAAAGAUACACUCUCUGUGUAUCAGGUAUAAAAGAAAUAGCAACAAAAAUCUAACCAAAAAACUAUAGACAGACAUAUAAGCAGACAGACAUC
Molecule: messenger RNA, 8848 nt
Organism: Lethenteron reissneri (Far Eastern brook lamprey)
Lineage: Eukaryota; Metazoa; Chordata; Hyperoartia; Petromyzontiformes; Petromyzontidae
Product: rho-related GTP-binding protein RhoA-D-like
Biological process (GO): small GTPase-mediated signal transduction
Molecular function (GO): GTP binding; GTPase activity
Source: RefSeq, a predicted model, not a curated record